Molecule: messenger RNA, 1665 nt
Organism: Vollenhovia emeryi
Lineage: Eukaryota; Metazoa; Arthropoda; Insecta; Hymenoptera; Formicidae
Exons: 2
Coding region: 1-1665 (554 amino acids)
Source: RefSeq, a predicted model, not a curated record
AUGGCUAACAGACGUGUUUAUUCGGGUAAAAAAGGGUCGAGAAUGAAUAAUAACCGUACUCAAGACAGGCCGAUUGGUAAGCGGAAGCCAAUUAAUCGGUUUUGUACGGAGCGUGAAACUGAGAGUGUUUCGACUUCGGCGAAGAAAUUGCGAAUGGCUGCAAGAGACUAUGAAAUUCAUGUGGAUCAAAGUUUUGGCUAUCGAUUAAUCGAGUUUAUGUCUGUGUUUGCUGCAAUCGCUCAAUUAGUUGUGUGUAAAAAGUGUGGUUCGGAAGUUCGAUUUGCAGAAGCGAGUGUUCGAGGCCUAGGAUUUAAAAUCGCUGUUUCUUGUGAUGGUUGUGUCACUAGUUACAUAAACUCUUGUCCUUUAAUUCGCAACGCAUACGAAAUCAAUCGCCGAUUAACUUUUGCUAUGAGACUAAUUGGAAUUGGAGCAAAUGGUAUAGCAAAGUUUUGUGCGUUCAUGUGUUUGCCAAAUCCGAUAUUCAGAUCAUUCUACAACUCAGUAAUUGAUGCUAUUUCUAUCGCGACCGAAGCUGUGCGUUGUAUGUCGAUGAAAAAAGCAGCUGCUGAAGAAAAACAGUUGUCGGAUCAAGAUGGACAGAAGAACGGAAUAACGGUAUCGGGGGACGGGACCUGGAAGACAAGGGGAUUUUCUUCAUUGUUAGGUGUAACAACCCUCAUCGGCUGGCGCACAGGUAAAGUCGUCGAUCUGCAAGUGAAAUCUAAAUUUUGUAAAGCCUGUGAUGGUAGAAAAGAUCAAGAAGGCACAGCAGAAUUCGAAGAGUGGUAUGAAACUCAUAAAGAUAAAUGUCAACGCAAUCACGAGGGAUCGUCAGGAAAAAUGGAAGUGGACUCUGUCGAAAUGUUCGAGCGCUCUGAAACUUUACACGACACGAAUCGUUCAAAAAAAGAAUGCAUCGAUCACGUACAAAAACGUUUAGGCAGGCAACUACGUCAGUUGGUCAAGAAAACGAGGGGUCUUGGCGGUAAAAGCAAACUAACUGGUAAAUUGAUCGACGAGUUAUCAAUCUAUUACGGGCUGGCUAUUCGACGCAAUACGAAAUCCGUCGAGAACAUGAAGAAAGAAAUCUGGGCUACUUUGCAUCACAAGAUAUCAACGGACUUAAAACCGCAGCACGAGAAGUGUCCGCAAGGCGCAGAUUCGUGGUGUACGUGGCAGAGGGCAAAAGCUUCUGGACAGCUCGCCGACUACCAACACAAACCUGCAAUGAGACAGGAAAUUUUCAAUGCUUUACGGCCAGUAUACGAGGAACUAACGAGGGAUGAUUUGCUGCAACGUUGUCUGGGCGGAUACACCCAAAACAACAACGAGUGUUUCAAUUCGACAUUGUGGUCGAUGGCGCCGAAAACAGUGAACACUGGCAAAAAAAUCGUUGAUAUUGCCGCCGAUUUGGCCACAUGCAAUUUCAACGAUGGCUUGAAGAGUAUAAUGGAAGUCAUGCAGGUCCUCGAACUCAAAAUCGGACCUACUUGCAACGAUUUCUGUCUCGAAGCCAACUCCCGACGUAUCCAACAAGCUGACCGAAAGAUGACCGACGCCGCUCAAGAGGCUCGUAGGGCUAUUUUAUCAACUCGGAAGAGCUUGGACCAGCAGGAUAUCGAUAGAGAAGGCCAACUGUACGGUGCCGGCAUUGCCGAUUAA